UCAGUAAUCAGAAGUUCAGAACCACCGUUGUCUCUCUCUCUCUCUCACCCUCCUGUUGGAGUUCCAAAACGAUGUCGUUAUGGAAGACGACGGUGCAGCAACCUCUUCUACUACAACAACACUCAAUGCCAAUGCAUUCUUCUUCCUUCAUUUCAACGAACACGAUGACGAUGAAUCAGAAGAAGAAGAGUACGAGUAACAGAAGAGCCCUAAUUCUAUGUUGUUCUGGUUCCAACACGUCGUCGUAUUCACCAUCUCCGUCGAUUUCAACAACAACAACAACCAGUGCUCCGCCAAUUAUAAAGCGGAGGAAGAGGUAUAGGAGGCAGUAUCCAGGAGAGAGCAUAGGAAUCACUGAAGAGAUGAGGUUCGUUGCUAUGAGACUGCGAAACGUUAAAGGCAAAAAAUACACUAAAGAUUCACUCGGUGAAGACGAAGAAAAAGACGAUAAUUUAGCUUCAGAUAAUGAUAAUGAUAAUGAUGGUGAUGAUGGAGUGACGUGGCAGCCCAGCAUGGAAGGUUUCCUCAAUUAUUUGGUUGAUAGCAAGAUCGUCUUCAACACUGUGGAGCGCAUUGUCGAUGAAUCCAGUCACGUUGCCUAUGCCUAUUUUAGAAAAACUGGAUUGGAACGAUCAGAAGCUCUUGAAAAAGAUUUAGAGUGGCUUGGGCAGCAGGGCUUUGUGAUUCCUGAACCUAGCGGUCCGGGAAUUUCUUAUGCCAAGUAUUUGGGGGAACUUUCAGAGAAGAGUGCCCCAUUGUUCAUGUGCCAUUUCUACAAUAUAUAUUUUUCGCAUAUAGCAGGAGGUCAAGUGAUAGCAAGACAGGUUUCUGAGAAGCUCCUAGAAGGAAGGGAGUUGGAGUUCUUCAGAUGGGAGGGCAAUGUUGCAGAGUUGAUAAAAGAUGUUCGUGAGAAGCUCAACGUGCUUGGAGAGCACUGGUGUCGUGAUGAGAAAAACAGAUGCCUAAAAGAAGCAACAAAGGCAUUUCGUUUCCUGGGGCAGAUUGUCCGCUUGAUCAUUUUAUGAAGUCAUCUCAAAUUACAAUUCUGAAUGUUUGUCAAGAGUCCUAUUGGACUGGAUGACUGAUGUGCAGGUGGCUGGAUCUCAGUUCUUUUCUCCCAAAGUAAAGCAAAGCUUCCUCUGAAUGACUCCUGGUAUGCUCUGGGUUUUUGAAGUUUCCCUUUUAGUCUUAUAGUGUUUUAGUGCCAUGUAGACUACUAAGUUCAUUCUUUAUGAUAUUCAAGCAUACUACCUGAUGUUGACCCGUAAGUAAAGUUACAAACCUUUUGAAAAUUGUUAACAAUAUUUUAUCUGAUGGACUAUGGAAAGAAAUUUCCUAUUGUUUGAAGAACAAACCAUGUUAUGGGUUGAUGAUCUAUUUUUAUUCUAAAAUUAAAAUUGUAUUAUGUAUUACUAUGAGACCUACUACCUGAUGUUGACCAGUAAGUUCAGUUACAAGCCUUUUGAAAAUUGUUAACAAUAUUUUAUCUGAUGGAAUAUGGAAAGAAUUGCCUAUUGUUUUGAACUAAACAUGUAAUGGGUUGAUAAUCUUAUUCUAAAAAUAAAAUGAUAUUAUCUAUUACUAAUUGACCUCAAUUUUGAAAUCCCCUUGAAACAAGGUUGUGUUUUUGCUGGUAACCACUGCGUUUCUGCCACUACACCAUUGCUACCUCACACACUUGUUGUAGGUGUUGCAGAUGGGAUUUUCACCUUGGGCACAACUUCCUUUUGUUCUCUCUCUCUCUCUCUACUAAGAAACAUACACACCCCUUUUUGGAGGUGCAAUGUGGUUUGGGUUGGUAGUGGUUUGAUUCUGGGAAAAUUAACAAUCAAAACAACCAAAUUCAACCCAAAACCAAACGGAAUUAGCUAUAGAAAUGAACCAACCCAAACCAAAUAUCUUUUUCUGGAUUGGCUCAGUUUGGUUCCAUGGGUCUCUUUUCUCUUAAAAACAAAAUGGACUAGUAUAUUAAAGAGUAGAAACAGA
Molecule: messenger RNA, 1986 nt
Organism: Quercus lobata
Lineage: Eukaryota; Viridiplantae; Streptophyta; Magnoliopsida; Fagales; Fagaceae
Gene: HO2
Product: heme oxygenase 2
Exons: 5
Coding region: 72-1025 (317 amino acids)
Biological process (GO): phytochromobilin biosynthetic process; heme oxidation
Molecular function (GO): heme oxygenase (decyclizing) activity
Source: RefSeq, a predicted model, not a curated record